AUGCGCCUUAUUUGUUAUGAUAGUUUUGUGCGUUGUAACUAUGUAAGUAUUAUAUUUUUAUUGACUGUUGGCGUGAUUGUUUACAUAUUGAUUUUUGAAAGAGAAGUUCAAGCUGAUUAUGAAUAUAAGUCAUUUAGACAAGGAGUGGUUAAAAAUGUUUUGCUUAACUUUCUUAAAACCCCUCCUGACAAAGUAGUUGAGUUCACAAUAGACCUCGAAUAUUCCUUACAUAAUGUAGAUAAGAGGUUUUUAAGUUUUUCUAUUGACUCAUCACAAAUUUAUAAAGGCCUUAGGAAUCCCUCCUUGAGGGAGAAAUGGUUAGUUCGCCAGAUUUCACAUUUGAAGGGAGGCUAUUUAAGAAUUGGUGGAACAGCUGCAGAUAUGCUUGUAUUUUCUCCUGCAUUUAGUGCUUGGCCAGACAGAGAGCUUCCGUUAGAUGGUGGACAUUGUUCUUUUUAUGUAAAAAACUGUACAAAACCUCCAAAGCAUAAGAAAUUUUCCAUGUCUGCGGUUGACUGGAAUGAAAUAAACAAUUUUGCUAUAAAAACAGGCUUGAAGCUAUUGUUUGAUUUUAAUGUUCUUCUAAGAGAAUAUGGAUAUUGGAAUUCAUCAAAUGGAGAGCUGUUACUAGAUUUUUCGUUUGCAUAUCAUUAUGAAAUAGAUUGGCAGUUAGGAAAUGAGCCUAAUGCUUUUAAACAUGUGUUUGGUGUGGAGAUCGAGCCUGCGACCCUUGCUAAGGAUUUCAACUCUUUGAAAAAGUUACUACAACAGUACACUCUUUAUAAUUCCUCACUGGUAAUAGGACCAGAUGUAACUAAUCCACACGAUUUGGAAAUGCCACCUGAAGAAUUUCUUCUUGAUUUUCUAAAAGCAGAGCCUAAUAUUGAUGUAAUAUCUUGGCAUCAUUAUAAUACUGGUCCAGAAGCUACAUUAGAAGAUUUUUUAAACGUAGAAACAUAUGAUGAUUUCUUAAAAAGUUAUAAAAUUAUUCAAGAAACUAUUAAAAAAUCAAAAAUACCUUCCAAGCCUGUUUGGCUCACUGAGACUGGUUCUUCUUAUGGAGGUGGUGCAAAGGAUUUAUCGAACAGAUUUGUAGCAAGUUUAUUGUGGGCGGACAAGCUUGGGCUGGGUGCAAAAGCUGGUAUUUCGGUUAUUGUCAGGCAGUCUUUGUAUAGAGGAGAAUACAGCUUACUUAAUUCAACUACAUUAAAACCUAAUCCAGAUUAUUGGGUUUCAGUAUUACAUAAGACACUGGUGAGAGAAACUGUCCUAAAUUUAACUGUCCUCAGCAAAUCAUAUGAUGGAACAUUAAGAGCAUACGCACAUUGUUCAAAAAAAGAUAGCGUAGUGAUUUUUGGAGUGAAUUUGUCGAAACAGUCUCAAGGUUUUUAUCUUCCCUUGAAUAAUACGGGAUAUUUAUAUUCCCUUUAUUCUGACGAUCUUCAGUCCAGAUCUAUGAUGCUUAAUGGUUAUAAGUUGUUUUUGGGAUACGAAGACCGGCUCCCAAUUUUCAAGCCAGUGAAGGUAUCUAUGAAAGAAGUUGUACCAAUUCCACCAUAUUCAAUAUUUUUUAUUCAGGUUGAAAUAAUGCACCCAGCUUGUUUUCCUUAGU
Nezara viridula (southern green stink bug) is the source of this 1612-nucleotide messenger RNA. The record is from the annotation of a GenBank genome assembly. NCBI's taxonomy places the organism in Eukaryota, Metazoa, Arthropoda, Insecta, Hemiptera, Pentatomidae.